AACGACGUGAAGUUAAAUUUUGUUUUGAUUGUGAAAGUCAACAAAUUAUUAAUUUAAUCAUACUAGAUCUUCAAAAUGAGCAGUAAGGAAGUCAAGAACCUGUUAAAAGAAGCUCGAGAAGCUAUAAAAAGUAAAGAAUUUCCAGUGGCAAUUAGAAAAUGCAAGGAAGCUCUAAGUCACGAUAAGAAGAAUGGGAUGGCUUUCAUAUUUAUGGGAGCUGCAUAUCAGGAAACUGACAAGAUUGAGGCUGCAAAAUGUUUGAGAAAGGCUAUUGAGUUAUCUGAUGACUGUAAGUUGUUGGCAUUUCAAGGAUUGGCAAAUUGCGUUGCAGUAAAGGAACUACCUGAAAUUUAUGAGGAAUUAUUGAAGCUCUUACCUGAUAAGUAUAAUGAUUAUUACUCGAAAUUAACAUCACUUUUUCUGCAAGAUAAGAUCACAGAUUAUGCAUUAUUAAUAAAAAUAUUCUGUAAUGAAAUAAAAAUUGAUAAUAAGGAACGGAAAUAUGCAGCCCUUAAAAGUCUAUUAAAUGUUUUCAUGAAGAAUCGUGAUGAGGCAUUUGAGAAGCAUAAGGAUGAGUUUUUAGAAUGUCUUGAAGUUGGAAUUCAGGAUAAAAAUCAUUUAUAUCAUGUCGACAUCUAUCAAUACUACUUUAAGAUCCUUCAAAGUAAGGAACGAUAUGGCGAUUUAGUCAAAUCUGCUGAAGAGAUGACAACAAUCUAUUCAAACAAUGUAAUUCCACUUGAAUGGAUCUGCAAAGUCUACAUUGACAAUGAAAAAAAUCAAAACUUUAAGAUUAGUGAGAAUCUAAAAUCCAAUUUUGGGAUCUACAUCGAAAGACUUCUUGAAAUCAAUCCAAAUUCAGUUCUAGGACUUACUGCAAGUGCACUAGUUAAAUAUGCAAUUGGUGACUUAGCUGGAUCUCGAGAUAUUCUAAUAAAAGUCAAUGAACUUCAGCCAAAUUGGUCUUUAUGCCUUAAAAGAUUAGCAUUAAUUCAUGAAAGGUUCCGUGCCUACCUAUUAGCUGAACUAGUUUAUAGACAAUUAAAAAAUGUUGAUAUUAAUCUCGCUGAAAUGUUGAUAGAACAGCAUGAGAAGAAUAAGGUUCUGGAAGGCAUAGAAAUUUGCAAAAAUAACUUAACGGACAUAAAAUCCACAGAGUUAAUUAUAAAAGGCAACAUUUAUUUAGGAAAUUUGAGCGAGGCUGAAAAGCUUAUAGAAAAUUUACAACAUCAAAGUGAGAACGUGGUGCUUAUUAAAGCUCUUAUUGCCCAUGUAAAAGGUGAAAAUGAAAAUGCAAUUGAAAUUUUGCGAGAAAAUGAGUCCCACGAAGCCUUCUUGGAAGUCGGAAAGCUUUUGUUUCACGAUAAAAAAUUCGAUGAAUCACUAAUUAACAUUUUGAAAGCAACUAAAUUAGACCCAAACAAUUCCGAGUGCUUUUACUGGCUGGGAAAAAUUUACAUGACAAAUAAUGACGAGGCAAGAAGUAAGAAAUGCUUUGAAAAGUGCCUCAACCUAAAUCCACAGAAUGAGAAGGCAAUUGCCACACUGUCAGCAAUAUAUCGUAAAAAUAAAGAUUGGGAUCAGAAUUUGCAAAUUUUAGAAAAAUCUGUAAAGUCUGUAGACGGCGCGUAUCAAAAGGCUGCAUUCUUUCAACUCGGUCUUCAUCAUCUUGCACAACAGAGUUAUGAUAAUGCAAUUACAGCAUUUAGAAAUUCAUUGAAAUAUGACAAGGAAAAUACGGAAUGUUGGGAAGGUCUAGCUGAUGCUUAUAUGGCUCGAGGAUCUUUUAAUUCAGCAUUGAAUGUAUUUGAGAAAAGUGUCGAAAUUAAUCCCUUAAAUUCUUAUGCGAAGCUUCAAGUAGCAAAAGUCAAAUACAUCCUACAACAAUAUCAAGAAUCAAUUACUGACUAUGAGGAACUGCUGUCAAUCAUUCCCGACUAUUUGCCAGCAUUAAAAGGUAUAGCAGAGAGUCAUAUUGGUCGUGCAAAUUAUCUUCAUGAAAAUCAUAGAACAGGCAGAGCACGUGAUCACUGUCAAAGUUCACUUUCAUUUUUGGAACGUGCUAUAAAGCAGGAACAGAAUUUCGUUUGCUUGUGGCGUAGCUUAGGAAAUCUUUUUGAUUUUGUUGGAAGUUUCCCGGAAAUUUACAAUUAUUUAAUUGUGCCAGCGACUAUUGUGUGUGAGAAUCAGCCAAAGAAGUUGUCUGGUGAUGAGCUUUUUGAUCUAGCAUCUAAAUGUUAUAGUCGAUGUCUAAAAAUGAGUAUGAAGAAUGAUUUUGUGUGGUUUGAUUUAAUCGCAAAUCAUUAUAGACGUGCUAUGAAGACUAUCAAGGAAGAUGCAAAAGCUGAGUUCCUUAAACUUGCAAAUGACGGUGCUAAACAUUUAGUUAAAUUAGCACCAACAAAAUGGCAGAAUUGGAAUCUAUUAGGAAUUAUAUCAGCUACGAAAGAGAUUAAUGAUCCCGCUCUAGCUCAACAUUGCUUUAUUAAAGCUAUAAAUUUAGAUAAAAGGACAUUUACAAGCUGGUCUAAUUUAGGGGUUUUCUAUUUAAUGAAUGGCGACAUAAAACUUGCAAAUAAGGCAUUUAGUAGAGCACAACAAUCUGACACUUCAUUCUUAAAUGCAUGGAUUGGACAGGCAUGUAUUGCAGAGUUAAUUGGAGAGCAUGACGAGACUAUGGACUUAUUUAGACAUUGUACUCAGUUAGGAUAUCAUCAUGAGUCAUCUAUUGGAUACUCAAAUUUCGUUUGCUCUAUCUUGAAUAAGCCUGACUAUGCUAGUAAUCCGAAAUAUGAGUAUGCUAUAGACAAAAUGCAUGCGAUUCCAAUGGCACUUGACAAUAUCAAAUGGCAUUGCUUGGACGAGUCGGAGGCAACAUUUGAAGCUUGGUGUUUUGUUGGAUAUCUUAGUAAGUGUCAGAAAUUGUACAGUCAAUCCAUUCAUGCAUAUGAAAAGGCUGUAGAAUUGACUGAGGAUGUAUCACUUAAGGAUAAGUGCCUCACAGAUUUGGGAUUCUGUUAUUUGAAAGUUAAUGAGCACAGUAAAGCAACAAAAGCAUUUAGUGAUGUAAAGGAAGCAACAUUCAUGUCUACAGUUGGACUUGCAUUGGCAUUUUAUAAAGAUGGUCAAUAUCAAGAUUGUUAUGAAACGUAUCAGAAAGCAAUCGAGUGGCUAGCAACGAAUGACGAAGAGAAAGCUCAAGUAUUAAUUGCGAUGGCUGCAAUGAUUUACGCCUUUCAAGGAGCUGAAGAUGCAAAAAUGGUUUUAUUCCAAUGCAUUGGACUUUCGCCGACACCGGUCGAAGGACUUUUAUCUUUAUGUGCAAUAAGUUUAUUGCAUAAAGAUAAACAGCUUGGCGAAUUAGUUAUGAAGGAAUUAAGAAGUCAUGAAAAAGACUUGGUGUAUGGACAUCAUGUUUCCUUUAUGAUGGCUCAGUUUUAUAUCAAAUAUGAAUCUAAGGACAUUGCUAUUGCCUACAUUUCAUCAAGAAUCCAUGAAUUUCCAAACAGACCAUUCUUACGCAAACUUCUCGCAAACGUACUCCUAGAAACGUCAUCAAAUGACAAUAGCUUGAUGAAGGCUGCAUGCAGAAUGGCUGAAAGCUCAUUAAUUCUUAGAAUAAUGAAUAAGGAAGUGAUGUCAUCUGAAGAAGCAGCAGAGCUGUUGGCAUUAGCAAGCAUGACAAUCAAAAAAGUCGACUCAAAAACCUCAAAAAUGUACGCGCAAAAAGCCAUCCACAUUUGUCCCACUUACUGGAAAGUCUUGAAAAUUAAUUAAGCCUUUAUCGUAAAUUGUUCAAUAAAUAUUUUGUCGAUUAUCAAAACAUA
Molecule: messenger RNA, 3827 nt
Organism: Chironomus riparius
Lineage: Eukaryota; Metazoa; Arthropoda; Insecta; Diptera; Chironomidae
Source: the annotation of a GenBank genome assembly